Molecule: messenger RNA, 3764 nt
Organism: Diachasma alloeum
Lineage: Eukaryota; Metazoa; Arthropoda; Insecta; Hymenoptera; Braconidae
Gene: Nbr
Product: exonuclease mut-7 homolog
Biological process (GO): nucleobase-containing compound metabolic process
Molecular function (GO): nucleic acid binding; 3'-5' exonuclease activity
Source: RefSeq, a predicted model, not a curated record
GCAAGCAUUCCCGAGGAAGAGCUCCAAAUGAGCGUGAUAGAAUGCCUGCGACCAGUUGUUCCAUCUCCCUGUUUCCUUGUGGAUGAGCACCCUCAGGGCGAACGGUAUGCAGAAGAGUAUCGCCAGCAAUGCUGCCGCUGAGUAUCCUACGGAGAAGAUGAUAAAAAUAUGAUAAAAAAAAACUAGUUUUACGAGUGUCGUCAACGUUAUCGGGACAGCCAUGAACAUCAGCGUGAACGUGAAAUAAACGAGAAACUGUCAGCACUUGGUGUGUCCCAGGAAAUGAGAGAGAUUCACACAGCCAUUGGGCCAGGUUGUAUGAGUCGACAGGGGAUAAUGGAGCAGGUGAGACAGCAAGGGAGGCAUUCGAGGGAGGAGGACCCACGACCGUCUGGCAAUAGUCACUCAGAAAAUCAACAACUUGAUUUGAGCUUCUUCACUUCCAUCGACGAGGCCACUAAGACUUGGCUCAAGUACUUGCAUCAUAUUUGGGACCUAUGGAAAAAGAGUGACGCUGUCACAAAAACCCUUUACGAUUACUUCGAUACAGCACCAAAUCCUUAUCUCAGUGCUUUGCGACUUCUUGUUAACACCGCAGACUUCAACAACAUUAAACCGAAAGCCUCACUUGCUUUAACAGUAAUGAAUGAUUUUCAAAAGUGGCUGUCACUUCACAAGGCAGCGUACUCUGAAUACCUAUUUCCAGAUUUGAAAUUGGCAGUUUUAAGACUUGUGAUGAAACAGAAGAGCAUGCAACUGGUGAAAUUAGUCUCCAGUACUUACGAGCUGGAGACGAAUAAUGAAUUAUUUCUUCCUUUUUUGAAGAGUAUGCUAUACGAGAAAAAGUACAAAGAAGUGGCGCAAUACGCCACGAUCCUGCACCUCCAGUCGCACUUCUCCCAGCCGGAGGUUCUCCUCCUCCCCCUGAUCCUCCAAACGAAGAACACAGUGGCGGAGGACUUCAUGGCCUCAUCCCCCGAGAUCCAAAAGGACUUCAUAACCUACUUGGACGACCUCCUCUCCCCCUCGAAGAUAAUGCAGCAAGUCCUCGACGAAUACAUCCUAUCCAACGACAUCCCAGACGUCAAGAUGUCGACCUCCUACUCUCGCCCAAUGAUGAAGCUCAUCGCUCGUCUGGUAAAGGUCUACAACUUCUCCUCCGACAUCUGUCCAAACCUGAACCGAAAGCGAGGAGAGGGUGCGCUGCACUUUCUCAUCUACAAGAGGUUCGUCGACGGCACCUUGAGCUCCCAGUGCUGGAGGGAAAUGGCAAGGGAGGCGGUGGGUAAUGACCCGAGACUCCAACUGGAUCUGGUCACAGGAAUAACUUCCCACGACAUUGACGAGGCUUUGUACUGGGCGAGAGCCUUCAACAUUCCCAAAGAUCAACUGCCAGUGUCAGUGGCCAACCUGGACCCCCAAGUCCCCCUGCAAUCGGGCACAAACGAACCCCCUGAGGAGUCCUGGGACGACGCCCCCCAGGACGGCAUCAAUUACCACACCCUGAGGCUCCCGAGGGAUCGAAUAACGCUUGUGGACACCCCCCAGAAGUUCUCGGAGUUUAUCAACCAGGGACUGAAGGGGAUCUCCAUGGUGGGGAUUGAUGCUGAGUGGAAGCCCUCGUUCGGGGUCAAGAAGAGUGAGCUUGCACUCAUACAAAUAGCCACCGAGAACGCUGUGUUCAUCCUCGAUGUGACGACACUGAGGCCAGACAACUCGGAGAUAUGGAAGCAGUUGAGUGUGAGACUGCUGGAGGACAAAAGUAUUGUUAAAAUUGGUUUUGGCCUGACUCACGACAUCACGAUGUUCAAGGAGUCACUGCCAGCUCUGGGGGAGAUCAGGGGGGGACAAGCGGGUUUUCUGGAUCUGCAUCAUCUCUGGCAUAAGCUUGUGAGGGAGUACAAACUGGAAUUUCCGUUCCGGGGGGAUCAGAAUUUCAAUGGCGAGAGUCUCAGCAAACUCGUUGAGAUCACUCUGGGCAAUCGAUUGAACAAGACCGAUCAGUUCUCCAAUUGGGAGAGGAGACCGCUGAGGGAGGGUCAGAUUGUUUAUGCAGCGCUGGACGCCUAUUGUCUGCUGGAGGUGUGGGAUGCACUGGCUGUGAUGUGUCUUGGGAGGGAAAUUCCACUCUUCGAGAUCUGCGGGGAGCUGCAGCAUCUGCCUCAUCAGUCCCCCAGCAAACCCAUGAAGAAGCCCAAGGAGAGGACUCAGGGGGACAGGGCCAGGGGGGACAUGCGGGUGGACAAAGGCGAGGAUAAGAUUGAUGGGAGGUUUGGCGGGAAUAUACCUGCUCAUCAGUGGAGGGUUGUCUGUGAUUCUAUGCUAUGUGGGUUGGCUAAGCAACUCCGCAUGUGUGGCUGUGACUGCGUUAAUAUUGAGUACGAUAGGGGUGGACAUAAAUCCGCACGAAUAGCUGCUAAUGAGAAGAGGGUGCUUCUGACACGAAAUGCCAAUCAUCAGAAGUUGGCAGAGCUGGCUGAUUUACCCCCCGAGAAUUGUUAUAAAGUUCUCAACGACAAGCCUGACGGCCAAUUGCAGGAGGUAUUGAGCCAUUUCAAUAUUAAACUGACUGAGGAGGAUAUCUUCAGCCGUUGUCAAAUCUGCAAUCGCGAUGAAUUUCUCUUGCUGUCGAACAAUACCCUCUGGGAUCUGACGAAAAGAUUUACAAAUGGUUACCACUACCCUCCUCCCAGGGGUAAUUCGCGCUACGAAAACGAUCGUAACACAGUGGAGAGUUCAUCCAGAAAUACCCCAACCGAGGCGAGAAGCAAUCGUCCGUGGUCACUAUCAACAAACACAUUGAACUCCUCAAACUGUACGACAAAGUAUGGUGCUAAAAUUCAAGUGGAGAAGGUACCAGGAAGUGUUCUAAAAUCAGUACCUCAAUUUUACGUGUGCGAGGGCUGUGGCAAAGUAUACUGGGACGGCUCCCACCUGGAACGAACUUUAAAUGGGAUAUUGAAGGACAUUAUAAGUCGAAAUUGAGGUGUAGUUUAAUGAAUUGUCUUGGAAGUUACACGUAAACGUUUGCCCUGUACCUUCUCCACGAAAAUUAAACUACGAACAAUACUUUGGCUUAUCCAAGAUAGCUAUUUAGGCUUCAGUAAGUACAUUAAAAACCCCAACUAAAGCUUCCACUCUAAUAGGAAUUUGGGUCUUGCAUGAACUUUGUUCACCGUUGAAUGUUGAAUGUGAAAAUUGAAGGGGAGAAAUGUCAGACGCAUAUAUUUUUCUAGUUUGAAAUAGAACUCCUCGAUUUUUCAUCAUUUUCAAAAAUACGCGUCCAACAUUUCUCAUGAAACUUCGGCACUUCAUCAUUUUGAACAUCAUAAAAAUCAUGCAACAGCCCAAUUUGUUCACUAAUACAAGUAAUCAUGGACUGGAUCAGUUUGAAGAAGUGAAUUCACCUCGAGUGAGUCGAUGAGACGUCGUUAAUACGUGUCGUACGCUUAGGGACCGAUUUUUCAGAAUGGCCCAAUCUAAACUCAUAGUACAACAUGCUGUCAACGUUCUAUUAUCCUCUAUUGUUCACCAUUUUGUUGGUUUUUUUAUUAUACAAAUAUAAAUAUAUAUUUUUGAGUUUGAAACAUUUUUCUACGCGUAUUAUGCAGUGAUUAUGAAAAUCGUUCGCUUCCUUGCGGAUAAAGCAUAACUUUGUGAUUCAUUAUUAACUUUCUUUGCAUAUAAUUAACAGAUGUAAUUACGGAUGUAAGGUGAAACAAGGUAUUUGGUUAAGAAUAAAGAGGAUCAUUUAUUCAAACAAA